Messenger RNA from Oryza brachyantha (malo sina), 713 nucleotides. Its product is annotated as protein SPIRAL1-like 1. The record is from RefSeq and is a predicted model, not a curated record. The transcript is spliced from 3 exons. Gene Ontology annotation, biological process: cortical microtubule organization. NCBI's taxonomy places the organism in Eukaryota, Viridiplantae, Streptophyta, Magnoliopsida, Poales, Poaceae. Gene Ontology annotation, cellular component: cortical microtubule, transverse to long axis. The coding region runs from base 130 to 486 and encodes 118 amino acids.
CUCCUCUCCUCCCCCAUUCCAACGGAUCACAUUACAGAGAGGCCAUUCCCCCGAUCCCCCACCUCGCCGCCGCCGCCACCGCCCUCCAGCCGCAGGCCUCCCCGUCGUUUCACUUCAUCAACAAUCAAGAUGAGUCGUGGCGGGAGCGCUGGUGGUGGCCAAAGUUCUUUGGGUUACCUUUUUGGGGGCAAUGAGGCCCCUGCCCCUAAGCCAGCUGCUGCACCUGCGCCACUGCCAGCACCUGCAGCUGCACCAGCACCAGCUGCAGCUGUGGCUGCAUCUGCUCCUGCUGAGAAAGCAUCACCUGCAAAGGCUGAUGCAACCAAGCAGAUUCCAGCUGGAAUUCAGGGCAGCCGGAGCAACAACAACUACCACCGAGCUGAUGGGCAGAACACUGGAAACUUUCUCACGGAUCGCCCUUCCACCAAGGUCCAUGCUGCACCUGGUGGUGGCUCUUCCCUGGGCUACCUGUUCGGUGGUAACUGAAGGAGUGAUCUGGUGUCCUGUAGCACCGGAUGAUGAUGGUCUACCGCUAUCCUUGUUAUCAGAAGUGGGAACACCCAUUGUUUUAUGAUUCUAUGCAUGUUCCGUACCGUACCCAUGACUCCCUGGCAAACACCCUGCCUGGGAGCAUCAAUCCUGUCGCUUAAAUUUCGAGGCAAAUCGUAUGCCUGAAUCUUCCAAGUUAUCGUGUGCUCUGUGCCUUCGUUUUG